Molecule: messenger RNA, 1269 nt
Organism: Helianthus annuus (common sunflower)
Lineage: Eukaryota; Viridiplantae; Streptophyta; Magnoliopsida; Asterales; Asteraceae
Product: ATP-dependent DNA helicase PIF2-like
Exons: 3
Coding region: 1-1269 (422 amino acids)
Biological process (GO): DNA repair; telomere maintenance
Molecular function (GO): DNA helicase activity
Source: RefSeq, a predicted model, not a curated record
AUGAAGUCCAUGUUAUGUGAAGACAUUCUGUAUCAGCAACGAAAGAUAACUGGUAUUGCAGAUUUGGAUCUUCAACAAGAAGAACUUGAAAAUAUCUGUCUAUCUGAAAUUGAAAAGUUGCUACUUACCAAUGGAAGUACAGUGAGAAAUUUUGAUGAUAUGCCAAGUGUUCCGAACAAUUAUGUUUCAUCGUCGAACAAUCGAUUGAUAAUGAAAGAAUUAUCGUAUGAGAGACUAGCUCUUCAAAGUGAACAUGAUCGUUAUGUAAAGUGUUUAACUGCCGAACAGGAAAGGAUAUAUAAAAUUGUUAUGGAAGCGAUUGAAAAAGGUGAUGGAGGUGUGUUUUUUGUAUAUGGUUAUGGUGGAACUGGAAAGACGUUUCUUUGGAAGACAUUCUCAGCUGCAUUACGAUCAAAAGGUGAAGUUGUAUUGAAUGUUGCAUCCAGUGGAAUUGCUUCACUUUUGCUGGAUGGUGGUAGAACUACUCAUUCAAGGUUUGUAAUUCCAAUCAACAUUAAUGAGAAUUCAAUAUGUUCGAUAGAGCCUAAUACUGAGUUAGGUGAUUUAAUUAAAAGAGAAACAUUGAUUAUUUGGGAUGAAGCACCUACGACUCACAAGCAUUGUUUCGAGGCUCUUGAUAGAACAAUGAGAGACAUAUCACGUUCCAGUCAAUCGAACAUGCAAUCGAAGCCGUUUGGGGGAAAGGUCAAUCUAUUUGGUGGUGAUUUUAGACAAAUUCUUCCGGUCAUCCCUAAAGGUACCAGAACAAUGAUAGUCAAUGCUUCUUUGAAUUCUUCUUAUAUAUGGCGGCACUGUCAAGUACUAAAGCUAACUGAGAAUAUGAGAUUAAGAGUUGGUUGUCAGGAAGCAGAUUUGAAAGAAAUAAAGGAAUUUGGAGAAUGGAUUUUAAAGCUUGGUGAUGGUCUGCUUGGUGAAGAAAAUGAUGGUGAGAUUGAUAUUGAAAUACCAGAUGAUUUACUUAUUCAUGACCAAGUCAAUCCUAUUUCUUCUCUCAUUUCAUUUAUAUAUCGGGACAUGAAUAAGUUUUUGUGGGAUUUAACGUAUUUUCAACAAAGAGCGAUUAUUGCUCCAACUAAUGAAGUAGUGGAUUCAAUAAAUAAAGAGUUGUUAGAGAGUCUGCCCGGUGAAGAAAAGAUUUAUUUUAGUUUAGAUAGUUUAUGCCAAUCGGAGGAAGAAUCAAAGCUUAAUAUGGCAUUGUUUCCUCAUGAUGUGUUAAACAAUCUUCGUUUAUCUGGUUUACUGAUGUAA